UUUUAACCGGAGGACAUGUUUGAAACGAUGACAGGUUCGAAAUGAUCAUGAUAUUCCUCUUUAUUUUGACCUUCCUAUAUUGGAUAACUGCCGCGUUGGACGUUAGAAUAAACGGGCAGCUCGAAUUGGAGAGGAAAUAUUGGAAUCGAUACGAUCCAACGUUGAUCGCCGAGGGGAUUUACUGUCUGGCGACGAUAAUGGCCUUUCUGAAAUUGUUGUACAUCUGUCAGUUGGACUAUUAUCUCGGACCGCUUCAACUCUCCCUCGGCCAGAUGAUCAAGGACGUGGUGAAAUUCAUCAUACUCUUCAGCAUAAUCAUUUUUGCAUUCACCGCCGGCACGUGUAGAUUGUAUCAAUACUACGAGGACAUGGUUCAAAUUGACGACGAGUCGAAAAUCAAGACCCAACAGAUCAACUCGUUCGUCAAUUUUUCAGCCACGUUGAAGACACUUUUCUGGGCAAUUUUCUGUAUGAGCCCCAUCGAAAGCGCCGAUGUGAUAAUUGAGAACCUUCCGGGUGAAUCGGAGAACGAGACAAUCAUCAAUCAACAUACAUUCACCGAGAUUAUUGGCUACAUAGCUUUCGCCGGAUUCACUUUUAUUAGCGUGAUCGUGAUACUGAACAUGCUGAUCGCAUGCAUGUCCAGCACGAUGACGAAAAUCACUGAGAAUGUAAUCGUGGAAUGGACUUUUGGACGAACUGAGGCUUACGUUGAUUUUAUGCUCACGACCACGCUUCCACCGCCGUUUAAUAUCAUUCCAACGUACGUUGGUAUGCAACCUGUUGUCGAGUAUUUGAAAGUAUGGCUGAAACCAACCCCGGACAAACGUGCACGAUGGCAUCCAAAUUAUUGCUUUUAUAUCGAAACACUAACGGAGGAAAACGACUCUGACUUUUCCAUAGUGAUGGGACAAUUGGUCCAGCGUUACUUCCGGAAGAAAGACAAGGAGGCGGAGGAGAACGAGGCAGAGAAGCUAACGAGAGAAAUUAUAGAGCUGAGAAAUCUUUUAAGAGACGCACUCACCACCAUUUGAAGAGGAGAAUGUAUAAGACAAAAUGAGGAAUUCCAAUAUCCUCGUUGUUAGUGUUAUCGGUAGACUGCGGAUUUUCAUGCAUUAAUGAAACAAACUUCUGAAGAGGCAGGAAGAUGCAGAGAAUGCACGCAAUGUACAAUA
Messenger RNA from Frieseomelitta varia, 1175 nucleotides. Its product is annotated as short transient receptor potential channel 5-like. The transcript is spliced from 5 exons. Gene Ontology annotation, cellular component: cation channel complex; membrane. Lineage: Eukaryota; Metazoa; Arthropoda; Insecta; Hymenoptera; Apidae. The record is from RefSeq and is a predicted model, not a curated record. Gene Ontology annotation, molecular function: inositol 1,4,5 trisphosphate binding; store-operated calcium channel activity. Gene Ontology annotation, biological process: regulation of cytosolic calcium ion concentration; manganese ion transport; calcium ion transmembrane transport. Bases 42 to 1034 code for a protein of 330 amino acids.